Molecule: messenger RNA, 1625 nt
Organism: Fundulus heteroclitus (mummichog)
Lineage: Eukaryota; Metazoa; Chordata; Actinopteri; Cyprinodontiformes; Fundulidae
Product: zinc finger protein 37
Exons: 2
Coding region: 83-1534 (483 amino acids)
Biological process (GO): regulation of transcription by RNA polymerase II
Molecular function (GO): DNA-binding transcription factor activity; RNA polymerase II cis-regulatory region sequence-specific DNA binding
Source: RefSeq, a predicted model, not a curated record
AAGAAGAAGCAGUCUGGGGCCCGUUAGCAGUGUCGGCUUUGUUGUGUCUUCUGAGCUGAGAUUUUGUGUCUCUGCAGCAACAAUGUCUUCAUCUCAGUCUCUGAGAGAGUUUAUCAGAGAGCGACUGACCGCUGCUGCUGAAGAAAUAUUCACAGAGUUUGAUAAAACCAUCGUCCACUACGAGGAAGAGCUGGAUCGUCAGCGCAGACUGCUGGAAAUCAGCUUGAAACCCCAGCUAAACCUGCAGAGAAUAGAUGUCCAACAGCAAACUGUUCAGAAAGAGGAGGGAGGUGGUAUAAACAAGUGUUUCUGCAACCAGGAGAGAUACUUAAGUUUGGACCAAGAUGAACCUGGAUCUCUACAGAUAAAAGAUCAACAAGAAGAACUUAAAACUUUCCAGGUGGAAGAGAAGAAGACAGACAUAGAACCUUUGCAGGGGGAAGAAAAACAAUCUGAAACAGACACUUUGCAGAUUAUAGAAUAUCAGGAGGAAUCUGAAUCACGACAGAUAGAACACAAACAGCAAGAACUACCCCAGGAGCUGAAAGAGAACCAGGAAGAACAAGAAUCUUUGCAGAUGAAAGGGAAACAGGAGGAACCAGAAUCUGCCCAGAUAAAGGAUGAACAGGAGGAACCAGAAUCUAUACAGAUAAAGGAUGAACAAGAAGAACUCUGCGUCAGUCUGGAGGAAGAGCUUGAAAUCAAGCAGGAGACUGAUACCUUUGUUAUAACGUCUACUUAUGGGGAAGGAGACCACAGCGAUCCAGAAGCAAACAGUGAUGAGCUCCAAGAGAACCAAUAUGAAAGAACUGAUCCUGAAGACUCAAGAUCCAGUGGCGAUGAAGAACUGAAACAAAAUAAGAAGAGUCAAACUGGAGGUAGAAGUGACAAUGUAGACAACCUUAAAGUAAAAAAACAAAAAAUUAAACACACAAAUGAGAAUCUUUGUUCAUGUAAUGUUUGUGGUAAGGUUUUAGCCCGGAGUUAUUUGCCUGAACACAUGAGAAUUCACACAGGUGAGAAGCUCUUCUUAUGCACAGUCUGUGGAAAAAGUUUUCGCCAGCAAAAUCAUUUGACUGUUCACAUGAGAACUCACACAGGAGAGAAGCCUUACCCCUGUGUGAUUUGCGGAAAAAGUUUUACCCUACAAAUGGUUUUGACAAAGCACAUAAGAACUCACACUGGUGAGAAGCCUUUCUCAUGUCUGACUUGUGGAAAAAGUUUCAGGCAUAGUGGAACCUUAUCUCAGCAUAUGAGAACUCACACGGGUGAGAAGCCUUUCCCAUGUUUAACCUGUGGAAAGCGUUUUAGUGAUAAGAGAAAUUUAUCUCGACACAUUAGAACUCACACAGAUGAGAGGCCUUUCUCCUGUCCGACCUGUGGAAAAAACUUUCGUCAAGGAGGUCAUUUAACUGUGCAUAUGAGAACUCACGCGGUUAAGAAGUUGUAUUUAUGUGAAAUCUGUGGUGCGUGUUUCACUCAGAGUGUCGACUUGACUGAUCACAUGAGAACCCACCGAGGUAGGAAGGUGUAAUGUUACUCUUGAAAUCUUAUGGAGAACUUUAGACAACCCUGGUGAGAAGUUAGUCUCUGUCGUUCAUGAUUAAACCAGGUCCUUUAUCAUG